Mobula hypostoma (lesser devil ray) is the source of this 5615-nucleotide messenger RNA. RefSeq lists its product as uncharacterized. The record is from RefSeq and is a predicted model, not a curated record. The coding region runs from base 140 to 2899 and encodes 919 amino acids. NCBI's taxonomy places the organism in Eukaryota, Metazoa, Chordata, Chondrichthyes, Myliobatiformes, Myliobatidae. The transcript has 14 exons.
UGAAGCUGCCCUGCCCUGUGGUUUCGCGAGAGAUGCUGUCACUUACAGCGUAGAGUCUGCGUGUGUCACUGCGCUCAGAGUUUCUAUUCUCAGCAUCUGGACUCUGUCACCACCAUCUUCCUCAAAGGAAACGCACAAAAUGUGGCUGAGGUUUCACUACAGAAGUUUGCCAGUGGGUUUGAUGUUUAAUAUCUUUGUUUUAAUUCUUCAUCCUGUUUCCACACAAAAAAACAGAAAUCAGAAUUAUUUCUUGGAUAAGAGAGACAGGAUUCUGUUGAAAGGACCAGACAAUCCUGGGAAUGGCACUGUUACCUGGGAGUGGAAGCCACAUUCUGGGCAGCACACCCACCAGUUGGGGACUUUCACCAGAGACAAUUCAGGAAAGUGGACUGGACAUUGGAAUAACUACAGGAUAAGCAGUGACUUGUACCAGAAACUGAGACUGGGUUCUGGUGAUGUUACUCUGAUAAUUCAAAGACCGAACAUUAAAUUUGCGGGGUUGUUCACUUUAACCCAAAUACAACCGACAAAGCAAAUCCUGACACAAUAUGAAAUAUUUGGAAUCAAAGUUGAGACGAGUCCACAGCGGCCUCUGUUGGGCAGUGACGUCACCCUCAGCUGUACCAUCUCCAGACUCCCAGAUGUCGCCAGUCUCCACUGGAAACCAGUGGGCUCAUCCCAACAGAACAGGAGAAACACUGAUCAGAUCCGCCUGAAUAACACCGUCUAUCUGAUGGUCCGACACAUUACAGUGGAGGAUGGGAAGUUGUAUCAGUGUGAAGUGCGGGAAAACAGUAACAUUGUUUUCACAAGCAAAGCAGAUUUUACUGUAGGCACAGAUUUAUAUCGGAAGCGUUACACCCUUUAUCGUCCCAGCACAGAGUACAGUGAACUCCACCUGGUUUGCUAUUAUCCUUCUGCUUACACUCAUGGUCAGUGGACCUGGAAGUCACGUCAACCACAGGACCAACAGAAACAAAUAGCAUCUGCAACAAUCCAUCAGCCCAUCAAUGUCAGUAGCACCGACUUUGAGAAUCAACUGAUGACCUUGGUGGAAAAAUUCAAUGACAAGAAUAUCAGUGUGAGGGCUGUCCCGGUUUUGUUUGGAGAUGCCGGAGUUUACAGUUGUUCUCUGGGAUCAAAUACAUUUCUGACCAUUGAGUUAAUCACAGUGAAAGUCACAGCUGAACCGUCUGAUACAGUGACUGAGAGAGACACCAUUACCCUGAGCUGCUCUGUGUCUGAUGUCACUGCAUCAACCAGACUGGUUUGGAUCAACGGAGAUGGUGAAACUGUUGGAGACAAAACACUGACUGGGGAAGAGAAAUCACUGAGUCUGAACAUACAGAAAGCUGAGAGAGGCAGAGGGAAAUGCACGUGUGGUGUGUUUGAUCAAGACAGGCUCCGGAUUAUCGUCCCGUAUUAUCAGGAGCUCAGUGGAAGCGGGAAUUCUAUUUACUUUCUCCAUCAGGAAGGGAACUUUGUAUUGAAGGGGCCAGACAAUCCUGGAAGUGACUCCAUUGAUUUGGAAUGGAGAUCACACACAGGGCAACAAACCACAAAGCGAUUGGCCACUUUUCACAGAGAAGAUCAACGGUGGGCCGUACAAUGGAGUGAUGAGUUCAGUAAAAUACCAGACAUUUCCCAGAGGUUACAUGUGGACUGGAGUACCCUUAAUCUGAGAAUCAGGGAGCCUACAUUUGAACUUGCAGGACUGUUCACCUGGAAUCAGACACAGUCCAGUGGGAAAAUCCCGAGACAGUGGGAAAUAUUUGGAAUCAAAGUUGAGGCCGACUCACAGAGACCUGUAAUGGGCAGUGACGUCACCCUCAGCUGUACCAUCUCCAGACUCCCAGAUACCGUCAGUCUCCACUGGAAACCAAGAGGCUCAUCCCAGAGGAACAACAACACUGAUCAGAUCCACCUGAAUAACACCGUCUAUCUGAUGGUCCGACAUGUUGGAACAGGAGAUCCCAGUCUGUACACAUGGGAAGUGCAGGAAAAAGGCUCCAUUGUUCUCACUGGAGACACCAAUGUUGGAGUGGAUGACACUCUGGAAAGUGCGUCAGCAGUGUACAUGAAUUUUCCAGAUUUACACAAUAAGAUGUACAGAGUUUAUCGAGCAGACGUAGAUCACAGUGAACUCAAGCUGAUUUGUGAAACUUAUUCUGAGUUACAUGAAACCAAAUGGACUUGGAAGUCACAUUUCCAGAAUCAGGUGAUGGAAAUAGCUACUGCCUACAGAUCUCAGCCUAUCAAUGUCAGUGGGAGGAGCUACUUUGAGAACCGACUGAGAACUACAGAGGAAAAUCUGAAUGUCAAUAAUUUCAACAUGAAGAUUGUUCCUGUGCAGUUUGAAGAUGCCGGAGUUUACACAUGUUCUCUGAAAUCACAUCAAUAUGUGGCCAUUGAUUUAAUCACAGUUAAAGCUGAACCACCCGAUGCAGUGACAGAGGGAGAUAACGUCACCCUGACCUGCUCUGUGUCUGAGGUCAGUGAAUCAAUGAGACUGGUUUGGAUCAACAGGGAUGGUGAAACUGUGGAUGAGAAGAUAUUCAUGGAAUGGAAGAAUGAAGGUGACUCUUUGCAGCUGAUUAUUUCAACAGACGAUAAAAUCGAAAGAAAAUGGACGUGUGUUUUGUUUCAUCAAAACAGACCCACGGUUUUUAUUUCAUAUUAUCUUCAGGUGAACGAUGAUUUUGCUUCAGAACACAUCAUUCUUGUUAUUACCAGGAGUCUGGUACUUCUCAUUUUCAUGAUUCUGACGGUGGUGUUCUGUCAACGAAUGUAUAAGAUUUCAGGUUUGAGAAAACCAAGACUGACACCUCCAAAUUCAAAUGGAAACAGAGAAAAUGAAUCUUACUGUCUGUCAAAUCUUCAAGAAAUCCAGCAGAUGUAAGACCCCGGCUCUUUCAUAGGAAAAUAAUUUAUUUGUCAUCUAUGCACAAACUCUACAAACAAAAUUAUGAAAGAUCCACAGAGAAUGGCAAGGAAGAGGUGACAUUCCAGAAGUGAACAUUUUUGUGAAUUGUAUUUUUAACAUGAGAACCACUGUGGAGUUUUCGUCUGUUGUCCAUACUCGGCUAUAACAUAAUCAUUGCACCAAGUUUAUAAAGCAGGGUGAUCGCAGUUCCUGUUUCAGCAUCUUUACUUAUCUUCUGCUGACACUCUGUGACAGGAAAAUGGAGACAUUUUGCAAAAGGAAUUGAACAUUGUAGGUAAUGUUGCUGCUUUUUCAGCUGGUAUCUGAUAUUUAUAACAAUGAACAAUAGAUUUCAUUCAGAAAUGGAAACUCCAGUCCAGGUCACUUGUGAUAUCAAGGUGAUUUUUGGGACUGACUGUUUAUUGCCGGUAGCUUUCACACCUGCAGUCUGGAACCUUUGUUGAGAUUGCUUAAGCGGAAUUUAGGAUAGGAUUGGGUUGAGCUGCAAGGAGGCUGAUAGGGAAAUAAUCAUGACCAAUGGGCCAAAAUUAGAAACUAGACUGACAAGAAUCUGGCAAGUGUGGAUGAGUAGAGGCUGUUUACUGGCAAAGGUGUGCUUGGAAAGUAGGAAGCCUUCAAACAUUUAAUUUUGUGAGUACUUAGCUUGUAUGUGCCUGUCAGAGCAAAAGGUAAAGGUAACCUUGGAGGGAACCUUGGUUUUUCAAGUGAUAUUGAGGCCUUUGUUAAGAGAAAAAAGGGAGUGCAUUACAGGAGUAUGCAAUUCAGACAAAUGAGGUGCUUUUGGAGGAUAAGCAAUGCAAGAGAAAUAAAGGAAGGCAUGGAGUUGCUCUUGCAGACAAGGUGAAGGAGAAUCCUAAGGGAUUCUACAGAUAUGCUGAGAGCAAAAGGAUUACAAGGGACAAAAUUGGUCCUCUUGAAGACCAGAAUGGUAAUCCAUGUGUGGAGCCAAAACAGAUGGGGGAGAUUUUAAGACCAUAAGAUAGAGGAGCAGAAGUGUGCCAUUCGGCCCAUCGAGUCUGCUCCGCCAUUUAAUCAUGGUCUGAUCCAAUUCUUCCAAUCAUCCCCACUCCCCUGUCUUCUCCUCAUAUAUGUUUCUGAAAAAAAAGCAGAGGAAGAUGUAGGUAAGGUAAUACAGAGUUUUGGGUACAACAAGGGGUUCUGAGGCCUGUAGCCUCCACUAAUAAAUCACCCUUAUAGCUAGUGAGGAAACCAGUUGGAGUAGCAGCAGAUCCAUCGACGACGAUGGACGAACACAAAAAAAAAAAAAAUAAGUUCUUGAUUAUCCAGGUCAUGAAAGGGUAUGGGGAGAAGGCAGGGGAGUGGGGAUGACUGGAAGAAUUGGAUCGGCCAUGACUGAAUGGUGGAGCAGAAUCGAUGAGCCAAAUUGCCAACUUCUGCACCUAUAUCUUAUGGACUUGGGAGUCCUUGGGCAGAACACCCCAAAGGUUAACUUACAGGUGGAGUCAGUGGUGAAGGAAAAUGCAACGUUAGCAUUCAUAUCGAGAAUUCCAGAGCAGGGAUGUGACACUGAGGCUUUAUAAUGCACUGGUGAGGUCUCACCUUGAGUAUUGUGAACAGUCUGAACUCCUCAUUUAAGAAAAGAUGUGUUGGCAUUGGAGAGGGUUCAGAGGAGGUUCACAAGGAUGAUUCCAAGAACCAAAGGGUUACCAUACAAGGAACAUUUGAUAGCUCUGGGACUGUAUUGGGAAAGGAUGCUUCCAUGAUGGGAGAGCGUAGGACAAGAUGGCACAGCCUUAGGAUAGAGGGGCUUUCAUUUAAAACAGAGAUACAGAGAAAUUUCUUUUGCCAGAGGGUGGUGAACUUGUGGAAUUUAUUACCAGAGGCAGCUGUGGAGGCCAGAUCAUUGGGCAUAUUUAAGGCAGACCUGAUAGGUUCUUGAUUGGAUGUGGCAUCAAAGUUUAUGGGGAGAAGACCGGGGAAUGGGACUGAGAAGGGGAAAAAUGGAUCAUCCAUGAUUGAAUGGCAGAACAGACAUGAAGUGCCGAAUGGCCUAAUUCUACUCCUUUGUCUUGUGGUCUAAUGGUGUUGUGGUAUCCAACAGCCUCAGAAAGAACUGCAACCCCUUCAGGUCUCGGGAAUAGGCAAUUUCAUAAACAAUUCUACUCCUCGCUUAUCAAUUUCUCUUUUUCUAGGUUUCAAGGUCAUUCCCAAAUAACUAACUUCUUGUUUCAAGAGAAUUAAAUAGAGUGUUAAAUAGAAUUAAAUUACAUAUGUUAUUCUGUAUUGCUUCUUCUUGGACUUACUCUUAAUUAUUGCUUUUCAAAUAAUGGGAAAUUAUCCCCUUUUACAAGGUACAGUCCGUAAAUUGCCAUGAGAGAGAACCAUGCAUUAUUGUUGAGGCCAUCAUCAUUGUGGGGAGUUGCCAAGUUGAAUGUCAAAUGCCCCUUUUUCCUGGGGCAAUCCUUUAUCACAUGGUGGGGGAGUUUUAGAGCAACAUGCCAGUCCUUUCAUAGAGUUUAUGAUCUGUAACUAUGGAAGUAUCUCAGGGUAGAUAGCAUUACAUAUCCCCUGAUACAUUGAAAGCAAUGGAUCAUGUCUAAUUUGCUCUAUUCACUGUGUUCAUUUUUAAUAAUGAUGAAGAAACAAAUGUUGUGUCUCCUUUCAUAAGAGGAGUUGUUUUGGGUCCGGGAUAUAAUGCAAAACUUACAUC